Molecule: messenger RNA, 4185 nt
Organism: Euleptes europaea (tarantolino)
Lineage: Eukaryota; Metazoa; Chordata; Lepidosauria; Squamata; Sphaerodactylidae
Gene: BCL9L
Product: BCL9 like
Exons: 7
Coding region: 31-4185 (1384 amino acids)
Biological process (GO): negative regulation of transforming growth factor beta receptor signaling pathway; positive regulation of transcription by RNA polymerase II; canonical Wnt signaling pathway
Cellular component (GO): beta-catenin-TCF complex
Molecular function (GO): transcription coactivator activity; beta-catenin binding
Source: RefSeq, a predicted model, not a curated record
UGGAAGCUUCCUCCGGUCUUAGCCAAUCAAAUGCACCCGGACAGUAAACUGACCCAUCAUGGAAAGACAGGCAACACAAGCGCCCAGGCCCAGCACCACCAUGUGAGCCAAGGCCCCGCCUGCAACCUGGGUGCGAAGGGCGGCGGGGCAGGGAACCAUGGCGGCCAAGCGGGCCAGCCCCCUCCCAGCAACGCUGGGCUGAAACCCACCCCGGCCCCCAUCCCCGUCUUCGGGGCCUUGAAGGGCAAAGUGAAGCGCGAGCGCAGCGUGUCAGUGGACUCGGGAGAGCGGCGAGAAGCCCGUGCCGCCUCCCUGGACAAGGAGCUGAAAGGGGAAGUGGCUCCCCGGAGCAAGCGGCGCUGUGUGCUGGAGAGGAAGCAGCCCUACAGUGGGGAUGAGUGGUGCUCCGGCCCCGACAGCGAGGACGAGGACAAGGCGCUCGGCGGCUCCCACCAUUGUAAUGUGGUAGAGUCGGCGAUGACGGCCGCCUCGCAGCUGGGCCCAGGAUCCAAUCCACUGCCAGCCCUGAGCGAGAGCAAUGCCUCCGGCACCCCCCACAGCGCGGCCCCCGGCCUGCGGUCCGAGGUCGGGAGUGGCGUCGGGAAGCAGCCGCUGCAGGUUGUCUAUGUCUUCACCACGCACCUGGCCAACACGGCUGCGGAGGCUGUGCUUCAGGGCCGAGCAGACUCCAUUCUGGGCUACCACCAGCAGCACGUGCCCCGGGCCAAGCUGGACCAGGUCCCUGCCUCCAAGAUGCCAGCAGUUCCUGAGCCGCUGCCGAUGAGCCCGUCUCCCGCCAGCACCCCGCAGUCUCAGACGGCUGUGCCACCAAGCAGCCAAGCCCAGGGCCAGCCUCCGCCUCCUGCACCGCCAUCCCAGCCGGCAGCCCCCAACCCGCUGGCUCUCGGCCAAGGACCGCUGCCUUCCGCAAGCGCCCUCCCUCCGGAAGGAGCGGCUGAUGACGCCCGCCGGGACCUCACUCCCAACUCGGUGGGCAACGGUGGCGGCACGGCCCACGGCAGCACCCACCCCAGCACCCCCACCGCCCCCGGCUCCCUGCCAGCCAACGCUGCAGAGGGACUGCUGGGAGAAGGAGCCAUGGCCGGGGGGCCCUCUGCCGGGAAUGGCCCCCGCCACCCUCUGAACACGGAAGUCCUCUCCAAGGAGCAGCUGGAGCACCGGGAACGCUCGCUGCAGACUCUGCGGGACAUCGAGCGCCUGCUCCUGCGCAGCAGCGAGGCGGAGCCCUUCCUGAAGGGAGCUGCAGGGCCGGCCGAAGGGGGCCUUCUCCCCGGCCAGGCCCCCCCGCCGCCAGCCCCUCCCCCCAGCUCUGGCCUGAAGAAGUAUGAAGAGCCCCUGCAGUCCAUGAUCUCGCAGACGCAGAGCCUGGGGGCCCCCGGCUUGGAGCAGGAGGGGCCGCCAGUGCCCCCAGGGGUGGACAUGGGCCAGCAGAUGAGCAUGAUGAUGCAGCGGCUGGGCCAGGACAGCCUGACGCCGGAGCAGGUGGCGUGGCGCAAACUUCAGGAGGAGUACUACGAGGAGAAGCGCCGCAAGGAGGAGCAGGUCGGCAUGCACGGGGGCCGGCCCCUGCAGGAGAUGAUGCUGCCGCAGCCCAUGGGCGGCAUGGUGCUGCGGGGGCCUCCCCCGCCCUACCACAGCAAGCCCGGGGAGCAGUGGCUGCUGCGGGGCGUGCCCGUGGACAUGCAGGACCCCAUGCAGAUGCGGCCCCCCUUCGCCGGGCCACGUUUCCCUGGCAACCAGAUGCAGAGGGGCUUUGGUGGGAUGCAGAACGUGCCCCCCCUCGAGCCCCUGGGCCCCAUGAGUGCCAUGCAGCGUCCGGUGAGGCCUGGCAUGACCUGGAACGAGGAAAUGCCCAUGGGUGGCCCUGGGAACUUUGCUCCUGGGAACCUGCCUUACCCGCCGGGGCAGGGGGAGGCUGAGCGCUUCCUGACUCCCCGGGCACGCGAAGAGAUGCUGCGGCAGCAGCUGCUGGAGAAGCGGCAGGGCGGGAUGCAGCGGCCGCUUGGUGUGGAGAUGGAGCGCAUGAUGCAGGCCCAUCGGCAGGUGGACCCCGCCCUCUUUGCCAGCGAGGCUCUGGGCCUGGAGUUUGGGGGCGCGCGGGCGGUGUUGAGCCCUCCGCUUCGAGACAUGGAGCCCGCCUUGGGGCCUGGCAACCUCAACAUGAACAUGAACGUCAACAUGAACAUGAACUUAAACGUGCAGAUGGCCCCACAGCAGCAGCAGCAGAUGCUGAUGUCCCAGAAGAUGCGUGGGCCGGAGCUGGUGCCCCCAGAGGACGUCGCCCGGGCACGGGCCCCCAGUGGCAACGGAGCCAUGAUGGGGGGCCCCCACAAGAUGCUGAUGGGCUCGCCAUUCCCCGGUCAAGGGCAGCAGGGCUUCUCUUCAGCCGGGCAGGGCCCGUACCCUGCUGUGUCACAGGAGAUGGGGAGCGCGCCAGAGAUGUUUGGGACCAUGGGCAGCACCACCCGGCUCAGCCACAUCCCCCUGCCCCCAACCACCCAUGCCCCGUCCACAAACAUGCCCCAAGCCCCCACACGGGGCCUCGGCCGCCGCCCUUCAGACCUGGCCCUCAACAUGGGGCAAAUGAACUCUCCCAGCGUGGGUCGCCUCAAGUCCCCGACCAUCAGCCAAGUGCAUUCUCCACUGGGCACCUCCCCUUCUGCGAACCUCAAGUCCCCCCAGACGCCCUCUGCUAUGGCCAGCCUGCCAUCCGCCAGCGCCCCCAGUGGGCCUCUCAAGUCCCCCCAGGUGCUCAGCUCAGUGCUCAACGUCCGCUCCCCGACCAGCUCUCCCGGCCACCUCAAGUCACCAUCUAUGGCUGCCUCUUCUCCAGGGUGGGUGCCCUCCCCCAAAAAUGCCCUCUCCAGCCCUGGCAUCGGCCAGGGCAAGCCGGCUAUCGGAAUGAGCAACUCUGCAACCCUGGGCACCAUCGAGCAAGAUCCACCCCCAUCCCAGAAUCCCCUGUCACUCAUGAUGAGCCAGAUGUCCAAGUACGCCAUGCCCAGUUCCACCCCCCUCUACCACAACGCCAUCAAGACCAUCGCCACCUCCGACGACGAGCUGAUGCCUGACCGGCCGAUGCUGCCGCCAGGAGUCAUGGCAGGCGUGGGAGGCAGCCAGCCCAGCCAGCUGCACAUGAACUCUGUGGGGGCCGCCCCAGCUCAGAGCCCCAUGGCCGUCAGCCUCCCCGGACAGCAGCCGCUCUCCCACGAGCCUCCGGCGCCCAACAUGUCCUCCCCGAGCCCGCUGGGCUCCAACAUGCCCAUGCACAGCAGCGCCCCACCCCAGGCCCCCUUGCUGCUGCCGCCCGGGGCCCAGGACUCGCUCAAUCAGCCGUGCGGCCCCCCAGGCCAGCUGGUGUUCUCCACCCGCCUGCAGCCACCCCCCACCAACGGCGGCAGCCUGCCAGGGCCCGGGGGCCCAGGGGUGCCACAGCAGCACUAUGCGCCUGGCAUGGGCCUGGCCCCAGAGGAGCUGCCCCCGCCCGGCUCGAUGGUUCCGCAGCAGCAGCAGCAGCGUCUGGCCGGCAGGCUGCCCGAGCCCUACCCGCCCGUGCUUCCCGGCGUGGCUUCAGUGCUGAACGACCCGGACCUGAGCGACGUGAUCCGCCCCACGCCCACCGGCAUUCCCGAGUUCGACCUGUCGCGCAUCAUCCCAUCCGAGAAGCCCAGCAGCACGCUGCAGUACUUCCCGAAGGGCGACGGGCAGCCCCCCAAGGCCCAGCCCCCCUCCAACCUCCAUCUCAUGAACUUGCAGAACAUGAUGGUGGAGCAGGCCCCGGCCCGGCCCGGCCCACAAGGCAUGCCCACGCGGUCCAUGGCCAUGUGCCACCCGGGACAGGUGCCCGUGCUGGGCAGGACAGGCCUGGCGCCCCAGCAAGCCAUGAUGGGGAGCAGCAUGCACCAGGGCAUGAUGUUGCCUCAGCAGAACCUGAUGGCCCAGCAGAACUUCUUGCUGAUGCAGGCCAAGCAGCGCAGCAUGUCCGUGUCGGGCGAGAUGUACGCGCCGCCGGGCCACCUGCUCUCCCCGCAGGGCUCCCUCAUGGGCCCUCCCCCCCAGCAGAACCUCAUGGUCUCCCACCCCAUGCGCCAGCGCAGCGUCUCCCUGGACAGCCAAAUGAGCUACGGCCCGGGAGCCGGCAGCAUGGCCAACCUGCCCUUCUGA